Messenger RNA from Limulus polyphemus (Atlantic horseshoe crab), 8888 nucleotides. Its product is annotated as spectrin beta chain-like. Gene Ontology annotation, cellular component: spectrin; cell projection; plasma membrane. Bases 306 to 7403 code for a protein of 2365 amino acids. The transcript has 49 exons. Gene Ontology annotation, molecular function: phospholipid binding; actin filament binding; structural constituent of cytoskeleton. NCBI's taxonomy places the organism in Eukaryota, Metazoa, Arthropoda, Merostomata, Xiphosura, Limulidae. Gene Ontology annotation, biological process: neuron development; actin cytoskeleton organization. The record is from RefSeq and is a predicted model, not a curated record.
AGAGCUUUAUUAAUGAGUAAGUAGGAAAAUGAUAUAACAGCUUGAUCACGCCUUGCUAACACAUAGUAGGCAGUUGUAAUUUCAAUGUUCCAUUGAUAACUCGGGGAUAGUAGACCUCAAAUGCCGCUGAGAAAGCCGUAAACAAUUCAAGUAAUCAAUGGGUGGGGCUGAGCUAUAAUAUUAUUGCGCAAGAAGGAGGGGCAGCUGUGAAACCAAACAAGUUUCUUGGGUGACCUGGACCAUCUCUUGAUAGAUACAAAGUUCGGUUUUCGAUUAGAGGAUAUAAAGCCACAGCAGACUAAGUCAUGACCACAGAUAUUGCAGUGGGGAUUCGAUGGGAUCCCUUAAUGCAGCAGGACAUGGAGGAUUUUGAGUAUGAUGGAGGAAAUAGCUCUUCACGACUUUUUGAAAGAUCACGAAUUAAAGCACUUGCUGGUGAAAGAGAAAGUGUUCAGAAAAAAACCUUCUGCAAGUGGGUUAACUCACAUUUAAUACGAGCCAACUGCAAGAUUAUUGACUUAUAUACGGACAUGAGGGAUGGAAAGUUGUUGAUGAAACUAUUGGAAAUUCUUUCAGGAGAACGUCUACCUAGACCAACUAAAGGUAAAAUGCGGAUUCAUUGUCUUGAAAAUGUAGACAAGGCCCUCCAAUUUCUAAGGGACCAAAGAGUGCAUCUUGAAAAUCUUGGAUCUCAUGAUGUUGUAGACGGAAAUGCUCGUCUGACCCUUGGUCUCAUCUGGACUAUUAUUCUUCGUUUUCAAAUUCAAGAUAUCACUAUUGAACAAGUUGAUAGUCAAGAAACCAAAUCAGCCAAAGAUGCCUUACUGUUAUGGUGUCAAAUGAAAACAGCUGGCUAUCCAAAUGUCAAUAUACGCAAUUUUACUACCAGCUGGAGAGAUGGACUUGCCUUCAAUGCUCUCAUCCAUAAGCACAGACCUGACUUGGUACAGUAUGAAAGACUUUCCAGAUCUAAUGCCAUUUACAACCUCAACAAUGCUUUUACUGUAGCUGAGGAUAAAUUAGGCCUUACUAGAUUGCUAGAUCCAGAAGAUGUAUUUGUUGAUUGUCCGGAUGAAAAAUCCAUCAUCACUUACGUAGUCACCUUCUAUCACUAUUUCUCUAAAAUGAAAGCAGAGACUGUACAAGGCAGACGCAUUGGAAAGGUUGUUGGAGAAGCCAUGGAGAAUGAGCGCAUGAUUAAUCAGUAUGAAACUCUGACUUCAGAUCUUCUUCAAUGGAUUGAACAGACUAUUGAAGCACUGUCAGAUCGGCAGUUUGCUAACUCUCUAACUGGAGUCCAGCAACAACUCACUUCCUUUAAUACCUACCGCACUGUGGAAAAGCCUCCAAAGUUUGUUGAAAAAGGCAAUUUGGAAGUGCUUCUCUUUACUCUCCAAAGUAAAAUGAGAGCAAAUAACCAGAAACCUUAUUUUCCCAAAGAAGGGAAGAUGAUUUCAGACAUAAAUAAAGCUUGGGAAAGCUUAGAAAGAGCAGAGCAUGAACGAGAACUUGCUUUGAGAGAAGAACUUAUUAGACAGGAGAAACUGGAGCAGUUAGCAGCUCGUUUUGAUAGAAAGGCUGGCAUGAGGGAAACUUGGUUGAGUGAGAACCAGAGAUUGGUGUCUCAAGAUAACUUUGGUUUUGAUCUUGCAUCAGUAGAAGCGGCAGCUAAGAAACAUGAAGCUAUUGAGACAGAUAUUUAUGCUUAUGAAGAGAGAGUACAGGCUGUUGUGUCUGUAGCUAAAGAGCUGGAAUCUGAAAAUUAUAAUGAUAUUGAAAGAAUUAAUGCAAGAAAAGACAAUGUGCUGCGUUUAUGGAACUAUCUAUUGGAAUUACUAAGAGCACGUCGAACCAGACUUGAACUCUCACUUUCUGUACAACAAGCUUUCCAAGAGAUGAUCUACAUUUUAGAUUCAAUGGAGGAAAUUAAGGCACGACUUUUGACUGAUGACUAUGGAAAGCAUUUGUUAGGAGUUGAAGACUUGCUUCAGAAACACAGUCUCAUUGAGGCUGAUAUCAAUGUUUUAGGUGAAAGGGUGAAGACUGUAAUACAACAUGCUGACAAUUACAUUUCACAAGAGUUUGAAGGAUAUCAAGCAUGCAGUCCACAGAUUAUUCAGGAACGAGAACAGCAGCUUGAAGCUGCAUAUUCUGAACUGGUGCAGUUAGCUCUUGAUCGACGCAGCAAGUUAGAGGAGUCUCGCAAGUUAUGGCAGUUUUACUGGGAUGUAACUGAUGAGGAGUCAUGGAUUAAAGAAAAGGAACAAAUUUUAUCACAGGGAGAUAUUGGACAUGAUCUCACCACUGUACAACUUCUCAUCAGUAAAAACAAAGCUUUAGAAGAUGAGAUAUUAGUCCAUGAACAACACCUAUAUGAAAUCAUGAAAGUAGGGGAAGACCUUAUUCAAGCAGGUCACUUUGGUGCAGAGAAUAUCAGAGAGCGAAUUGACUCUGUGCAGAAUAUGUGGAAAAAUCUUAAGGACCUGUUAGCAGCACGUAUCAAGAGGCUCGAAGAGGCUAUUAGUUAUCAUCAGUUUUUUGCAGAUGCAGAUGAUAUUGACACAUGGAUGCUGGAUACACUCAGGCUUGUGUCUAGUGAAGAUGUGGGAAGAGAUGAAGCUAAUGUACAAUCUCUUUUGAAGAAACAUAAGGAUGUUACUGAUGACCUGAAGAACUUUGCUAAUACUAUUGAUUCUCUACAUCAACAAGCUUCUAGUUUGGGUGAACAGGAUCGAGAGGCUCCAGAAGUUUUGGAGCGCCUGGCAAGUAUUGAUCGUAGGUACAAGGAUCUUCUAGAACUUGCAAGACUGCGUAAACAACGUCUUCUAGAUGCUCUUUCUCUUUACAAACUUUUUAAUGAAGCUGAUGGAGUUGAACAAUGGAUAGAUGAAAAGGAAAAAAUGCUCCACACAAUGGUUAUGAGUCAGGACAUGGAAGACAUUGAAGUCAUGAAACAUCGGUUUGAAGGUUUUGAACAAGAGAUGAACACUAAUGCAUCACGAGUGGCAGUGGUAAACCAACUGGCUAGACAGCUACUCCAUGUUGAACAUCCUAAUUCUGAUGAGAUUCUAUCUCGACAGAACCGUCUUAAUGAAAGAUGGGCAGCUCUUCGUGAAUUAGCUGAAGGAAAACGUGAGGAAAUUAAUUUUGCACAUGGUGUACAAACUUUUCACAUUGAAUGCAGAGAAACAACUACAUGGAUUGAAGAGAAGACCAAGAUACUGCAAGCUACAGAGGAAUUGGGCAAUGAUUUGACUGGCAUCAUGACCUUACAAAGACGAUUAAGUGGUAUGGAAAGAGACCUGGCAGCUAUACAAGCUAAGCUUGACUCUUUAGAACAAGAAGCAGAAAAAAUUGAAAAAGAACAACCAGAGGAAGCCGAGAUCAUACGUGGAAGAAUUGCACAAAUUAAGAAUGUCUGGGAACAGCUGACUCAUCUGCUCAGGGAUCGAGAUUCUAAACUGGAGGAAGCAGGAGAUCUUCAUCGUUUCUUGCGUGACCUUGACUACUUCCAAACUUGGUUGACCAAGACCCAAACAGAUGUGGCUUCUGAAGAUAUACCCUCUAGUCUUGCUGAGGCAGAGUCUCUUCUUAGUCAUCACCAACAGAUAAAAGAAGAAAUUAAUAAUUACACAGAUGAUUUUAACCAAAUGAUAGAGUAUGGAGAUCAAGUCACAAAAGAUCAAACUGAUCCACAGUACAUGUUCCUUCGUGAGCGUUUGCGAGCUCUUCAGGAUGGUUGGACUGAGUUGCUUCAGAUGUGGGAGAACAGGCUUCAGCUUCUGUCACAGAAUCUGAACCUCCAGUUGUUCCUGAGGGAUGCAAAACAAGCAGAAGUUCUUCUCAACCAACAAGAACACUAUCUUUCAAAGGAUGAAAGUCCUGCUAACUUGGAACAAGCAGAAAAUUUUAUAAAGCGUCAUGAGGCUUUCCUUACCACUAUGGAAGCAAAUGAUGAGAAAAUUAGCGCUGUUGUCCAAUUUGCAGAAAAAUUGUGUGAUGAAGGCCACGUUGCAGCUGACAAAAUACAUAAAAAAGCAGAAAAUAUAAAUGAGAGACGUAAUGCUAAUCACCAACGAGCCUCGAAACAGAUGGAUAAAUUGAAAGACCAACUAGAACUCAAUCAGUUCUUACAGGACUGUGAUGAAUUUUCCAAUUGGAUGCAAGAAAAAUUCAUCACUGCCCAAGAUGAAACUUACAGAAGUGCAAAAACUGUUCACAGCAAGUGGACUAGACAUCAAGCUUUUGAAGCUGAAGUUGCUUCCAACAAACCACAGCUUGAAAAGUUAGAAGAGGCUGGCCAAGCACUUAUUGUUGAAAAACCAGACAUGAAAGAUAUCAUUGAACCUCGUCUUGAGGAGCUAGCUCAGCAAUUUGAAACCUUAGGGAGGACCACAAAAGAAAAGGGUGAAAAAUUGUUUGAUGCCAACAGACAAGUGCUUUAUGAACAAACAUGUGAUGAUAUAGAUGGUUGGAUUACAGAUUUAGAAAAUCAAGUUUUGACAGCUGAGACAGGUCAGGAUCUCACCAGUGUGAACAUCAUACUGCAGAAGCAACAGAUGGUAGAAACUCAAAUGGCAGUAAAAUCAAAACAAGUGUCAGAACUUCAAAAACAGGCUGAGCAUCUAGUGAAAAUGGAUCCAGAUAAAGGUGGUGACAUUCAGGAAAAGAAGGUCUAUGUACAAGACAGAUUUCAACGGCUUGAAGCUCCUUUACAAGAAAGGAAAUCUCAGCUUCUGAAGAAGAAGGAAGCCUAUCAGUUUCGUAGGGAUGUGGAGGAUGAGAAAUUGUGGGUACAAGAGAAGAUCCCAUUGGCUCUCUCAGCUGAGUAUGGAAACAGUCUUUUUAGUGUGCAAAUGUUAAAAAAGAAGUACCAGUCACUUCGUACAGAGAUAGAUAAUCACGAGCCAAGAAUUAUGAAUGUUUGUGGAAAUGGGCAAAAGCUGAUUGAAGAAGGCCAUGAAGCUGCUGAAGAAUUCCAGAAACUUAUUGAAGAGCUUCUUGAUUUAUGGCAAAAACUAAUUAAUGCAAUGGAUAUUCGUAGAAAUAAACUGGAAGAAUCUGAAAAAGCACACCAGUAUUAUUUUGAUGCAUCUGAAGCAGAAGUCUGGAUGAGUGAACAGGAGUUGUACAUGAUGGUAGAUGAUCGUGGUAAAGAUGAAAUCAGUGCUCAGAACCUAAUGAAAAAACAUGAAACCCUGGAAAAUGCUGUUGAGGAUUAUGCAGUUACAGUCAAACAGUUAGGAGAUGUUGCUAAACAACUUAUUGCAGAGAGUCACCCAGAUAGUGAUCAACUUGCAAUUCGACAAUCUCAAAUUGACAAACUUUAUGCUGGACUUAAAGAUCUUGCCUCUGAGAGACGUGGUAAAUUGGAUGAAGCUCUUAAGCUCUUCUCUUUGAACAGAGAAGUGGAUGAUCUAAUGCAAUGGAUAGCUGAGAAGGAGGUAGUGGCAGGAUCUCAGGAACUAGGACAGGAUUAUGAUCAUGUUACGAUGCUUCGAGAACGAUUUAAAAUCUUUGCUCGAGAUACUGAACAUAUUGGAAAUGAACGAGUAACAGAAUUCAACCAAAGUGCUGACAACCUGAUUAACUUGGGUCAUUCAGACAGUGCCACUAUUGCUGAGUGGAAAGACACCCUCAAUGAGGCUUGGGCAGACUUGUUAGAACUUAUUGACACAAGGACACAGAUGCUAGCAGCUUCCUGGCAGCUACAAAGAUUCUUCCAUGAUUGCAAAGAUGUCUAUGGCCGCAUUGUGGAAAAACAAAAUGCUAUUUCUGAUGAGCUUGGACGUGAUGCUGUUAGUGUGUCCAAUCUGCAAAGAAAGCAUGCAAGCUUUGAACAUGACCUACAGACUAUUGAAAUAGCAGUAACACAGAUCAAGGAUGAAUCUGAGAAUUUACAAGCAUCAUAUGCUGGAGAAAAAGCUCAGGAGAUUAUUGGACGGGAAUCUGAGGUUGUUAAUGCUUGGCAAAAAUUACUUACAAUGUGUCAAAAUAAACGAGUGAAGUUAGCAGACACUGGUGAUCUUUUCCGCUUUCUUAAUAUGGUGAGAGACUUGAUGCUCUGGAUGGAAGAUAUCGUGAGACAGAUGAACACAACUGAAAAACCGAGGGAUGUUUCAGGUGUUGAAUUGCUGAUGAAUAACCAUCAAAGCUUGAAGGCUGAGAUAGAUGCCAGAGAAGACAACUUAUCUGUUUGUAUAAACCUCGGAAAAGAGCUACUAGCUAGAAGCCACUAUGCAUCAAGUGAAAUCAAAGAAAAACUCUUGGCUUUAACAAACCAGAGAAAUACCAUGAUGGAGAGAUGGGAGGAAAGAUGGGAACACUUGCAGCUAAUCCUGGAAGUAUACCAGUUUGCUAGGGAUGCUGCUAUUGCAGAGUCUUGGUUGGUUGCCCAGGAACCAUAUCUUCUAAGUCAAGAACUUGGUAUGACAAUUGAUGAAGUUGAGCAGCUAAUCAAAAAGCAUGAGUCCUUUGAAAAGUCAGCAGCAGCACAAGAGGAGAGAUUUGCAGCUUUGGAGAGGUUGACAACAUUUGAGCUGAAAGAACAGAAACAAAAAGAAGAAAGGGAAGAAGAGGCUGAAAGGAAGCGACAAGAAGAGCUUGCAGAAAAAGCAGUUGAGGAGCCAGAACCAGCAGUAGAAGAACCUGAUGCUGCUCCUGUAAAGGAAGAGGCUGAGGUGUCACCCGUGGAAGAAAAAGAGAAAGAAAUUAUUGGAGAGAAGGAAGCAGUUGUAGAGACAAAAGCAGAAGCUGUGGCAGAGACAUUUCCACAAGUUAUCACAGGUUCACAAUCAGCACCAAGUACACCAUUUUCUGAGAAGGAAAAGAAAAAACGAAGAUCUCUUCCUAGAUCUCCUUUUAGUAGUUGGAGGAAGAAGAAAAAUUCAUCUGUGAAUGAAACUGAUGCUGGUUAUCCCAAAAAAGAACAUUUGAGUCCAGCUGAAGAGGGAGUUCAGUUUGAAGGAAUGCUUGCUAGAAAACAUGAAUGGGAAUCAACCACAAAAAAAGCCUCAAACAGAUCAUGGGAAAAAAUUUACAUGGUGCUUCAAGGAAGAUCAUUAUUUACAUAUAAAGACCAAAAACACUUUAAACAGGAACCAGAAAACUACUUUCAUGGGGAACCUCCAAUUGAUCUCGAAGGGGGUGGAGCUGAAGUUGCCACUGAUUACACAAAGAAGAAGCAUGUUUUUAGGUUGAAGUUACCUGGUGGGGCAGAGUACUUGUUCCAAGCUAAGGAUGAUGAUGAGAUGAAUGAAUGGCUUCAAAAGCUCCAGGUGAAUAUUGGAGAAAGAGAAAGCUCUGCUGGGCCUUCCCGCUCCCAGACACUCCCUGCCAAAUCUGAAGGAGAGAAAAAAGAGGAACACAAAAAACGAGGAUUUUUCACAUUGAAGAAAAAGUAAUAGGGUUUUUUUUUCCAGUUUUUGUUCAUCUCUGUUCUUCAUUCUGGUAACUGCUUUGGAUGUAGCCAGAAGAAACAAUUUCUUUAAAUAAUGGUCUUGUGGCUUUAUUAAGAAAUUGCUUGUAUGCUGGUUAAAAGACUUAGUUUGCCCAGAGAAGCAGAAUUGAUAUUUGGUUCUGUUGGGUUUGUAGUACCACUUAACAUCUGUAGAAUGUGAACACAUGUUAUACUAACACUAAAUAUCAAGGUUUUGCUUGCUUGUUUGUUGUAUGCAUGAUAUCACAGUUUGGGAAAAAGUCUAACAGUAUGGAAAUUGAAGAGUCAUGUAUUGGCCCUUGGUUCUGGAGUAACUACUAUCUAUCCCAGAUAGAUAGUAUAAGAGCACCUAUUCCCUCCCAGCCAGUAACUGUGGAUGCAGGAGUUAGGUAGCUAGCUGUUGAGUUUGCAGGCAGUGUGCCAUUAGCAGUUACCACAUUCAUUUCACAGUCCUCCUCUCCUCAAGUCACAUGUGCAUGCAAGUUGAGAAGAACUGGUUUGUGGAAAACAUUGUCAUUAAUCAGAGCAACUUUAUAAAAGCUGAGGAAUUAUUAUCAGAAUUAAUACAAGAUUUAUUGUGUUGUCAGUGUUGUGUUAUUGUUUUUAUAUUGUUUUCAGAAUUUAAAUGGUUUAGAAAUAUAUCUUUGUACUGGAGAAUUUUACUUUUUUAGAUUUAUAAAUGAGGUUUUUAGUGUAUAACUUCUGAUCCGUCAUUGUUUCAAUUGUUCUUUAGCUAUUGAAGCAUUGAGUCAUCGUAACUCUGUAGUGUUUCAUGGAUUGCCAGUAGUCAAGUCAGACAAGGAGACCUUUUUACCUAGUGAUAUAUAUGAUUUACGUCUGUCAAGGAAAUUUCUUAUUGGGUUGUCUGAAUCACUGUUUGUUUUUUCUUCUAACUGUGACAAAUUAGCAGUUGUAGGUUGUAGUUGUUUUAUUGUUGAUGUGUUUUAAUGUGGCUUUUUGGUUCCAAUAGAGACCUGCCAGUAUUUUACAAUAAACUGGAACUUCAUAUUUUUCAACUACCAGAUGAUAUUGAUAAAGAGUGUUGCUAAAUUAUUCAUUUACACCAAAUCUUUAAGAACUUAAAUAAGCUGUUACUUAUUUUCAUAAUGGCUCUAUAAAUAAGGUGUAAAAUACUGAAUCUGUUAUGGAAAUGGUCAAAAAUCAACAUAUUUUGAUAUUGUUAAAAGUCAUGUUCAUAUAUUAUUAUAUCCAUGAAUGAUAAAAAAAUUAUUUUAUUUGACAUUAUAUGAAAACUAUAAAGUCCAAGAAGUUAUCAGUUUGAUGUAAAAGGGUUUAAAAAUUUUUACAUAUUGUUAUUUCACUUGAGAAAAUUUAUAUGAAAUGGCUCAGAAGGAAGUCAUAUCUGGUCAGCUCUGUUCUAUAUGGUUGUCCAAAAAUGUGCUCAGAGCAGCUUGUCUGUAAUAAAAAAUAAUUUUUUUCUUGUUGGUAA